AUGAGCGUGAACAUCACUCUGGACGACACAUCUCCCAUGAUCUCUUGGGGACAAGGAUGGAACAUCGGAAGCCUAGCCGCCGACCCUUUCACCCCUCGGUAUUUCGGUUCCACCUUCCGCUGCACCCAAACUGAUAACGCCUCGGGCUCAUUGAAGUUCAAAGGGACCGGCGUCUGGGUCUUUGGCGCGAAGCGGGACAACCACGGGAUGUUCGAGGUAGAUCUGGAUGGGCAAGUAACCACGUCGGACGGGUACGGGGCGAACAAGGCGCAGGAACUGCUAUUCGGGCAAGGAGGAUUGGAUCCCGAUGUGGAACAUACGGUAAAAUUCACAAACACGCCUUCCAAGAAUCAAGGUACGGGGGAUAAACGACCGUGGUUCGACAUCGAUUAUUUCAUCAUCGAAACGAAGCUCGGAGAUGCCAAUGCCCUGACCGCGACGACCAGGAUCGACGAUGCUAGCCCUCGGUUCACUUACGACGGGGGUUCGAUCACGACGGACUUCUCGGCUACCAAGCAGUAUUACGCCGAGACCGGGCACCUGCUCAAUACCGCCGGAGAGACGGUCAAAGUCGACUUUAUUGGACAGACCUUGGCGGUAUUUGGAGGUGUCAAUUUCAACCAUGGGGACUACUCCGCCAGUUUGGAUGGAGGUCCAGAACAGGUAUACUCUGGAUCUUACGAUGACCUCAAAGCGGGAGCGGUUCUCUACAUGGCAACGGGUCUCCAAAACACGACACAUUCGCUCGUACUGAAAAACCUCGGUACUGGUACGAAGAACAACUUUGACAUCGAUUACAUCGAGUACAACUAUACGCUGGCGGACUCGGCCGAAUCUGUGACGUCUGUGACAACGAUCGCUGGAGUGGCAAGCACGAUCAGUGCGACCGCCUCGAGCUCCGCCUCCGCUUCAUCCAACUCUGUAACCACUACGGGAGGUACAAGCACCUCUUCAUCUUCUAUGGACCUCGUCAUGGCGAGUACUACACCCGGCACUAGUGACCCUGACUUUGGUCCGGUCGCCCCGGCGACGACCAAUACUGUCGUUCCUCCGAGUUCGGGUGCCAUAAAUGGCGCGACAUCGAGCGAAGAAAAGAGCGGAACGAGUCCCGGCCUAAUUGCAGGCGGUGCUGUCGGCGGGGCCAUCGCGCUCCUCUUGCUUGGCGCCAUCCUGUUCUUGCUGAAACGCAAAAAGCGUCGUGGCGAAGAACCCGAUCAAUGGCAAGACAAACAUAUCGUCGAUCUCACCGGUGAUGACGGUUCCAAAUACCCCUAUGGUGGCAACGGUGUCAGCCCCUUUAGCGACCACGCCUCUGCCACUCCUUGGGAUUCCGGCAUGCAGCCUGUCCAACAUGCCAACAGUUCUCCUUACGGGAACUCCGGCUCGCCGUACAUGUCUUACAUUCCGCCUGCACCUCCUUCGCAGAACCCGUCAUACUACCCGCACUCCGUCGAACCGUCUUCUGAACACGGACGUAGUCCGAUAGAUGAAGGACAAGCAGAGUAUAUGUAUGGCGCAGCAAGGUCCGGAUCUCGCACGAACGGCGCAUAUGGAGGCAUUCAGCAACAGCGAUCGGGACCCUCCACUGGUUCGCAAGGUAGCGUCGGCGAGAUUGGGCGAGCCUUGCUGGUCCCUGUCGACCAGAUCUAUCAACCUCACUCUGGAAGAUCUCUCUUUCCUCCAGGCGAAGCGGGUUAUCAGCCACCGGAAGCGAUCUUUGGCUCUGAAUUCUCUUAUGGGCCUCCUGGCACCGCGACUGUGAUGGGCUCUCCUCAGACCCGCGCAGUGACAGCCUUGCGCAACAAGGGAAACAUGUUCAGCGCCGCUCUGCCAGCCACGAGUGUUGCGCCGUCUUCUGCCGUAUCACCGGACGACAUUAACAGUCGCACGCGGAUUUACGGCAGAGCUGUCGACGCGGGACCACUGCCAGCCUCUCCGUCGGUCAGUGGUAGACACGAAUUACCUCCAAAUUACUUCCAGGUGAGAGAGAAUGCUCUCCCCAGAAACGCAAUCUCGAAGGCCUAA
Messenger RNA from Filobasidium floriforme, 2025 nucleotides. RefSeq lists its product as uncharacterized. The transcript has 12 exons. The coding region runs from base 1 to 2025 and encodes 674 amino acids. Lineage: Eukaryota; Fungi; Basidiomycota; Tremellomycetes; Filobasidiales; Filobasidiaceae. The record is from RefSeq and is a predicted model, not a curated record.